UAAAUAGUCAAGUUACUUGGAACUUUUACAUGCGAAAACCAUAUGAAAUUAACCUGUCAAAACUGUCCAGGAGUGCUCCGAAAGAAAAAUCUUCCAUCCUGAGCUACCGGAAUUUCGGUAUGUCUUGGCUUGCUUCUUCUGUAUGACUCCUCUAGAUGAACUAUAGUCCAAAUCAAUUUAUAGAUACAUUACAGCUAUCAUUAUGUCACUCUGUUUCUUCUACCUUAUUGAUACUUCUCUUACGUGCCAACUUUCUAUUUGUAUCUCUAUAUUCAGGGCUGUGAUGUGUUACCAUAAAAGGCUUUAGCCCCCGCUUUAUAUAUAAAGCAACGAUCAUCAACACCUGGUACAAACACAUGCCAUCACAACACAUGCACACACCCAAGGCAGGAUACAUAGGCGCUGAGCGCAGCAACACCACCCCGAACACUACAAGAGCAGCCGGGGCUCUCGACCGUGAACACGCCACCACAAAGAGAUGAAGCCACAUACGACGAACCGUGGGCUUCAAGGCGGCGCCUUCAGGAAGGAUACGACACUGGAGCGCCGGCACCGCCCGACCCGAGGGUCGGAGUUUCCCCUGGAGUGACACGAUGGGCAAUGUGAGCCACGACGACGCCUUCAAGAAGGGAACGAGCUUCGCCGCCGCCGGUCCGUCCGAAGAUAGAACAGGUUUUCACCCCUGCCAACAGUCACCGCCACCGAACGCCACACCCCCGCAACCACGCCACCCACACGGCCAUGGUCACCGGGCAGCACCGAGCCAUGGGCUCUACCCCUGAGCACCGCGCUACCAUCCCCAGGGCCACCGCCCCGGCAUCCAAGACCUUGACACCACCUCAUCCGAGGCAUGCCGCUACCCCAACCAACUUGAGCGGCUCCCAACUCCGAGACCUAAUAGGCCGGCCAAAAUGGCCUCCAUCGACCCGUCCUGCGGCACCGGGUGCAAGACGAGCUCAGUCCUGCUGCCGGGUGCGAGAUGAGCUCAGUCCUGCAGCACCGGGCGCGAGACGAACGAUGGACUGCAGCUUGGAAAGAGCCAACCCUUCGACGAAGGUAGCGCCCGGGCGAUGAGGACAGAGAUCGAAGGCCAACCCAGGCCGCUUACCGACGGGCCGCCGCCAGAGAUGACCAGCCGCCGCCGUGAAAUGAUCCAGACCACCGCCAUGAGCCACCACCACGCCGUGGCAGCCCACAUCCAUGCCGGGACCAUGAUCUGGCUGGCAACCACCGCCGCCCCCACCCGGAGCCCCGACCAUGAUGAGCCCCUUCCCUCGUCCCGCGCCACCGGCCGGGCCCCCAGCGACAGAUCCGGCCGGAUCUGGCCGGAAUCCAGCUCGCCCGCAACCACCUGCACCUCCGCCACGUCAGAUCCACCGCCACCAUGAGUGCGUCGACCACGAUUUCGGAUCGAGAAGGGGAUACUUGGGGAAGAAGAAGAAACCAGAGAGAUAGGAGAUGGCCAUGGGGCUCAAAUUUUCUAAAUUUGUUGGUUCCUGCGGUUAUGCCUCAAGGAUAUUAAUUUCAGAUGGCUGAAGUGUUUUGUUUGACAGAGAAUGUGCUUCAGUAUUAGAAUUGCAAUGGACCAAAUUGUUGUCCAAGGCCUGGAUUCAAAACAUGUAGCUGUAAUGCUAAUCAAUCAUCAUCAUUGCUUAUCAGUCGUAAUCAAUUCCUACUUUUUUUAACUUUCUCCUUUUUGGAAAAAGCGGAAGCAUUAUCAGUCAACUGAAAAGAGUAUGUUAUAAGUACAAUGAAAUCUGGGAAAAGAACUAUGAAGAAGAAGAAGAAGAAGAAGAAGAAGCACGAGCAGGAGCAGGAGCACGAGAAACACCCUGCUGGGAGCCUUCCUGAGGGCCCCCUUGUCGAGAUCCUGUCCCGGGUGCCCUACAAGUCACUGUGCCGCUUCAAGUGUGUGUCCAAGCCGUGGCUUGCCCUCUGCUCUGACCCCGACAUCCGCAAGAGGUCACCCAAGACCAUGGUAGAUUUCUUCCUCCGCAACUAUGGCAUCGGCCCCUGUUUCAUUAACUUGUCUGGAAGAGGCCAGCCCCUGGUCGACCCUUCUCUCUCUUUCUUGCGUGAGAGCUUUACACUUCUCAUCCCCCAGCAGUGCUGCGGUGGCCUUGUUCUCUGCAAAUACUGGGAAUCACGUUAUGUUGAGGAAUUUGAGUACAAUCUUGUCGUGUGCAAUCCUGCGACCAAGAAGUGGGCCGAGCUGCCUCCUAAUCCUAUACAAUUGCAAGACGAAGACGAAGAAGAAGUCGAAGAAUAUUUGUGUUUCGAUCCAGCUGUCCCCUCCCGUUUCGUGGUACUCACACACACUUGGGAUUUCACAGAAGUGGCAAUCUACUCAUCAGACACUGGACGAUGGACUACGGUGGAGACUGGUUGGACUGAUGAGGCUCCUGUUGGUCUUCCUGUCUUCCUGAAUGGUACUUUGCAUUUGAUGACCACUGAAUAUUCAAUAGUCACAGUAGACACAGAGGGGAAGGUUUGGGGGCAAAUUGAUAUUCCAGGCAACAUGCGAGACAGCUCUGAUUAUCCGUUCAUUGGACAGUCUCAGGGACGAUUGUAUGCUUGGUCUAUAAAUGAUAAUAUUGAUGUUUGCCAACUUUCAGUUUGGGCUCUUGAGGAUUAUGGUGGUGCAAAGUGGGCCUUGAAGUAUACUGUUAACAUUUCAGAACUGUUUGGAAGGAAUUGUUGCAAAUAUGUGGAGCCCUUAGCAAUUCAUCCAGAUUGUGAUUUGAUUUUCCUUGCUGACCGGAGGGGGAAGGCUAUCUCAUAUGAUAUGGACAGCAAGAAAGUGCAUGUUAUUGGCACUUACCAAACAUUCAAUGGUGCUGUACCUUAUGUUCCAUGUUUUGCGGAAUGGCCGUCAGAUGGUCACUGACCUUGCUGGAACUAUAUUGUCUUCAUAAAUUUAGCCAUGGAGAAUAUGCAACACCUAGCAACAGCUUCCAGUGGCUAAUGCUUACUUGUAUGAAUGAGUCUAGGUAUUUGAUGUAUCGGCUGCAUCUAGUGCUAAUCAUUAUGGUCACCUGUUAGCUCUGGGUGUGGGGUAACUGUGAGGGUAUAUUAUCUAUGUUUGAAAUUGGUUGGACUUUCACCUCUUUAUUUUUCGUUUAAGACUGGAGAUGCUUAUCUCUUGUUGCAAGUACAUUUAUCUUUUAUGGACAACUUGUUAUCCAUCAGUUCGGAAUAUUGAUAUCGCCUUGUUCUUAUAUAUGCACAUGUUAAAGACUGGA
Molecule: messenger RNA, 3242 nt
Organism: Aegilops tauschii subsp. strangulata
Lineage: Eukaryota; Viridiplantae; Streptophyta; Magnoliopsida; Poales; Poaceae
Product: F-box protein At5g49610
Molecular function (GO): protein binding
Source: RefSeq, a predicted model, not a curated record